Cucurbitaria berberidis CBS 394.84 is the source of this 342-nucleotide messenger RNA. RefSeq lists its product as uncharacterized. The record is from RefSeq and is a predicted model, not a curated record. The transcript has a single exon. Bases 1 to 342 code for a protein of 113 amino acids. NCBI's taxonomy places the organism in Eukaryota, Fungi, Ascomycota, Dothideomycetes, Pleosporales, Cucurbitariaceae.
AUGUAUUUCCCAUUAUUCAUUUCCAACGCUACCCUAACGCACACCAUAGAGUGGUCCCACCAGUCUGCCCUCCAGUCGAGUGCUAAAUACAAGGCACAUGAUGACUUCGAUGUUACCAUUAUCUGGAACAAUAUACACUCGGAAAGCGAUUUCCUCUGUUUUCGAAAGGAAUCGUGUGGUCCAAUUGAACGAAUCUUGGGCGACUUUGCGAGAGUAUUGGAAAGUGGAGUAUUCGAGGAGGUGGUGAGUUUAAAUGCGAGUAAGCAUUUGUUAUGCGUAGUGGUCAUUUGUUCGAAGAACCAGGAUGAGGAUGUUAUAGAUUCAAUUCUGAGUGUGCAUUGA